Macadamia integrifolia is the source of this 1520-nucleotide messenger RNA. RefSeq names its product cyclin-A3-1-like. Gene Ontology annotation, cellular component: nucleus; cytoplasm; cyclin-dependent protein kinase holoenzyme complex. The record is from RefSeq and is a predicted model, not a curated record. Lineage: Eukaryota; Viridiplantae; Streptophyta; Magnoliopsida; Proteales; Proteaceae. The transcript is spliced from 9 exons. Bases 1 to 966 code for a protein of 321 amino acids. Gene Ontology annotation, molecular function: cyclin-dependent protein serine/threonine kinase regulator activity. Gene Ontology annotation, biological process: regulation of cyclin-dependent protein serine/threonine kinase activity; mitotic cell cycle phase transition.
AUGGCCUUGCAGCUUGGAUUCCAACAAGAAUCGAGUCAGACUGAGUGUGUUCAACCUAAGAAGCCCAAAUGUAGAUCAAAGAAGAAGGAUUUGAAGCCAGCUGUGCCAGAGAUUGAUGUGGAUUCUGCUGAUCCCCAGAUGUGCGCACCUUAUGCGUCUGAGAUCUUUGAGUACCUUCACUCCAUGGAGAUGGAGGUGAAAAGGAGACCGUUACCUGAUUACAUUGAGAAAAUUCAGAAAGACGUUACAGCUAGCAUGCGAGGGAUUCUGGUGGACUGGCUGAUUAAGGUAGCUGAGGAAUACAAACUUGUCUCUGACACCCUCUAUCUCACUGUCUCCUACUUGGAUAGAUUUCUAUCUUCACAUGCUCUAAACGGACAAAAGCUGCAGCUUCUGGGCGUUUCUUGCAUGCUUAUUGCUUCCAAGUAUGAAGAGACCAGUCCCCCGCAUGUAGAAGAUUUGUGUUAUAAAACAGACAACAGUUAUACAAAGGAAGAGGUGGUGAAGACGGAGAAAGAUAUUCUCAAAUUUCUGAACUUUGAGAUGGGAAAUCCCACCAUAAAGACUUUUCUCAGGAGAGUUACUAGAGCAGCUCAAGUUGAUACUAAAUCGCCAAAUCUGCAAUUGGAGUUUUUGGGUUGUUAUCUCGGAGAGCUAAGUUUGCUGGAUUAUAGUUGUGUACGAUUCUUACCGUCAAUGGUUGCUGCUUCAAUUGUUUUCCUUUCAAGAUACACAAUCCAACCAAAAAUGCAUCCUUGGAGCUCAACUUUGCAACACUACUCAGGCUAUAGACCAUAUGAUCUAAGGGAUUGUGUCCUUGCAAUACAUGAUCUGCAAUUGAAUAGGAAAGGAAGCUCUUUAGUAGCCACAAGAGAUAAAUACAAACAACAUAAGUUCAAGUGUGUGGCAACAUUGUCAUCCUCCCUAGAUAUUGCAGCAGCUUACUUUGAUGAUGUUAAAAGUUAAGGUAUUCUUGUCACUGGGGGGUUUCAUGUACAGGGUUCAACUAUUUAAUCCAAGAGAAGUGGAAAGCAUUUGUUGGGAUGCAAAUUUUUGGUGAUUGCUUGCUUAUCUGAUGGAAGACAUCUUUUAUGCUUCUAUGCUUCUACUGCCUUAUCUCAUGCAGUAGAAGGGUCCUUCAAGAUGGAUUGAUGCUCCAGAGCUGGUUAUCUUUAGGUGCUUGUAUUUGUUCUACCUAAAGUUGGAAAAAUUGCCUGUUGAUGCGCUUAGUCCCACUUAGGAAGGAUGGAUGUGAUGAAUUGAUGGUUGGAAAGAUAGUAGGAUCAUGUUGACAUAUUAAACGAUACAUAUGUACUUACUCCAUUGUCUAGAAUGUUGCAAGACAGGAUUUUGUAUCUUGAAGCUUGAACUUGUUUCAGAUGAUAAAAUAGACACUCCAAUACUAAAAGUAAAAAAAUGUCAGUCACAGUCCCGUUGGAGAAAGCUUCAUUCAAUUUUGUAUACUAGCUAUCUGUCUACUGGAUUAUAUCUAAUCUGACAAAGCCUUGGAUUUUUUAUUA